Molecule: messenger RNA, 2276 nt
Organism: Oncorhynchus mykiss (rainbow trout)
Lineage: Eukaryota; Metazoa; Chordata; Actinopteri; Salmoniformes; Salmonidae
Source: RefSeq, a predicted model, not a curated record
UCCCAAAUUUGGUAGUGAGUGGAAACGCCAAGCGGAUGCUUCACAUUUACACAUCCGGUGGAACAUCUGUCUCAUUGUUCUAUCUGUGUCUCAAUGGUUUCUAGUUCCCAGUUGUUCCGAACGCGACAUGUCUCAAGUGUGUGUUUAAGAUCCAACCGGCGAUGUCACGCAUCUAAAUUUACAUUUGUGUUAACGGUGUAACAACAGUGUGGGUGUUUUGCAGCAGAGGAGAAUCAUCAUGAAGACACUGCUGGUGUUUGACUUCGACCACACCUUGGUGGAUGACAACAGUGACACCUGGGUCAUUCAGUGUAUCCCGGACCAAUGCCUGCCAGACCUGGUCAAGAACUCCUGCCAGAAGGGACGCUGGACAGAGUACAUGGGCAGAGUCAUGUCCUAUAUAGGAGACCAGGACAUCAGCCCCGAUACAAUCCGAAGUGUGAUGGAGACAAUACCGUUUACAGAUGGAAUGAUUGAACUGUUGACGUUCAUUGUGAGUAACAAGAACGACAUUGACUGCAUCAUUAUCUCAGAUUCAAACACAGUGUUCAUCGACUGGAUACUGCAGGUGGCUGGGGUUCAAGACGCGGUCGACCAAGUCUUCACCAAUCCGGCUGCGUUUGACGAGCGUGGCUACAUGGAGAUAGAAUGUUACCAUUCUCACCAGUGUAGCCAGUGCCCUGUCAACCUGUGUAAGAGGAAAGUGCUGGCUGAUUUCCUAGCAGGGCAGUUGAAGGGAGGGGUAGAGUAUCAGAGAACUUUCUAUGUAGGGGACGGAGGGAACGACCUUUGCCCUUCCAACAGUCUAAGGGAAGGAGAUGUGGUGUUCCCUAGAAAGGGUUACACCUUGGAGAGGCUGCUCUCUAGACAGAGUGCACAACAAGGAGAGGGUUCAUCCAACCCCAGAGUGGUAGAAUGGACAAGUGGAAAAGAGAUCCUGAUGGAACUGAAAGCAUGUGUUCCCCUGUAGGGUACAGCUCAGAAGUUCCCCUGUAGGGUACAGCUCAGAAGUUCCCCUGUAGGGUACAGCUCAGAAGUUCCCCUGUAGGGUACAGCUCAGAAGUUCCCCUGUAGGGUACAGCUCAGAAGUUCCCCUGUAGGGUACAGCUCAGAAGUUCCCCUGUAGGGUACAGCUCUUUCUCAUACUGAAUGAAGUGUACUUGCAACGAUUAAAAAGUAUACCAAAUGCUCGAGAGGGAAGGAUUGUGAUUGUGUCUUUGUCCUGUUUUGGAAAAGUUUUUAAAGAUCAUAUUCUAAAUCAGCGGGACUAUAUCACAUCACUCUCUCAGGUUCAGAUGCAAAUGAAUGUACAUCUUUGUGCUUAUUUUUGUCUUUAGCAAAUGUAGAGAGAUACAGAACCCAAUAAACAGAACAGGAAAAAACAAAUCACACCUGUAAAUUACAUGUUAUAACUGUUUAUAAUUAAAUAUAUAUUCUAGGAUGUACAGUCAAUAAAACACAUUGGCAUCACUUUUUACUAGGGCACUCUCUAUGUGCAAAAUGUAUUACCAGUCCUGUGUAUUACCAGUGCAAUUAUCUGUUGUCUCUACUAGACUCUAUUGUGAGUGUUAUUAUAUAAAUUGCCGAUUACUGCUUCAGCAGUGCGGUUUUGUGGACCGUGACCCCGUCUCCCUGCCUCCCAAGAUAACCCAAUGUCUGUCCCUUUGUGUCAAUACGCUGAUAGGAGGACGAGGCGCGGUGAAUGUGAUUGGUCGAACGCUGUUAUUUGCGGCUGGUAAGAUUAUCAGAGGCGCUGCUGUCUGCGGCUGAGAUGCUCUGUCACAUCAGCUGAGCGCCUGCCGCGUCAGCCUAAAUAGAUAACGAAACUAAAUAGCGGAAUGUCCGGCGUUUAUUAGAUUGGUUGGUUUACAAGGGAAUUGGGUAUAAAUAAGGAUUUACAACAGAUGGCGUGUGGUGCCGUUUGACUCGCUCCAAACACAGAGGAUGCUAUAACAACAGGAAAAUAAACCAUGUCGAGCAGGUAGAUGUGUGGCUAUUGUUCAGUGAGCUGUGUUAAUGAUCUUCACUCGGGACUAUUUAGAUUGAAUAGUAUUCGGUCAAGUGUAUGUAGGUCCUAUGUGGAUGCAUUACAUUGUGUUUUACAUAAAACGACUAAUAGAUUACAUUAUCAAAUACUCUCUGGAUCCAUUGCAAAUCCAUGUAUGUUUACUGUCUGCUCAGUUCAUCGUUUUUUGCAAGGUGUUGCUGCUUACAGUAUUGCAAAAUGUUCAUUGUGCAAUGUUUUCUGUUUUAGCAAUAAACCCAAUUUGAUUCUA